Messenger RNA from Crotalus tigris (Tiger rattlesnake), 2799 nucleotides. RefSeq names its product protein ABHD16B-like. The record is from RefSeq and is a predicted model, not a curated record. NCBI's taxonomy places the organism in Eukaryota, Metazoa, Chordata, Lepidosauria, Squamata, Viperidae. Gene Ontology annotation, molecular function: glycerophospholipase activity; monoacylglycerol lipase activity. The transcript has a single exon. Gene Ontology annotation, biological process: phosphatidylserine catabolic process; monoacylglycerol catabolic process. Gene Ontology annotation, cellular component: endomembrane system. Bases 319 to 1626 code for a protein of 435 amino acids.
CCUCAGAGGAGAAAUUGCUCACAAAGGGAGGUUGCCCUGGCUAAUUAUUACCUCUCCCUGACCAGGAGGACUCUCAAAGGAAAUGUCCUCUGCCCUUUGCAUGGUACCAUCCUCCUUUUGUAGAGCACCAACUGGGUGACCUCAAGAUGUUCUAACACAGCUCAGGAGUCACCUCUCCUUUGGAGCCAAAUCCGGAGGAAAUUGCUCACUUCCAGUCUUGUGUCCAGACCAGACUUGGUGGCCAUUCCUCCUUCUCUCCUGCCAACUUCCUUUCAUUUAUCUCCUACAUUUCAGGUGACCUCACUCAAGAGUUCAGCCAUGUGUUUCAAAAUGGGGACGUGCCUGAAGAUCAAGGACAGCUAUUGCUUCAAGAAAUGGCCGGUUGAAUAUUCCUGGGAUGAGGACAGAAAAAGUACCAGCAGUGAGGAGAAAAACAGCAGUCACAGGAGCUCUCUGCCAGGUGUGGCCACAGCUGUCCAGGAUGGAGAGGCGAAGAAGGUCAAAAUUAGCAUCCUCCACAAAAUGAAGCGGGCGUCCGGCGCCUGCAUCAGGUACACCUUGGCUCACACUGUCGGCCGCUGGCUGCUUUAUCCUGGUUCUGUCGAUCUCUUGAACAAAGUCCCGCUGAAGCUGCUGCUGAAUGGGAGGACCCGCCUGAUGGAGGACUUUCAUGGGAAGCGGGCCAAGCUGGUGGCUUGCGAUGGGAACAAGAUUGACACCAUGUUUGUGGACCGGCGAGGAAAUAACUCUGGGAAGCUGGGAAUGCAGCUGGUGAUAAGCUGCGAAGGGAACGGCAGCUUUUACGAAGUGGGGUGCUUCAUCACCCCGUUGAAGGCUGGGUAUUCCGUCCUGGGAUGGAACCAUCCUGGCUUUGCCAGGAGCUCAGGAAAGCCGUAUCCCCAGAACGACAUCAACGCCAUGGACGUGGUCAUCCGGUACGCCGUGCACCGUCUGAAUUUCAAUCUGGGGGAUAUUGCUAUCUAUGGUUACUCCUUGGGAAGCUACACCGCUACCUGGGCUGCCAUGGCUUACCCAGAGUUGGGAGCCCUGGUUCUCGAUGCCUCCUUUGAUAGCUUGCUCCCUUUGGCCGCCAAGAUGGUAGCUAAGCAGGUGAGGAAGCUGGUGAUCCGGACGAUCAACGAGCACUUUAACCUCAACGUGGCGGAUAUGCUGCACCGCUAUCAAGGGCCGGUGCUCCUCAUCAGGAGGACUUUUGAUGAAAUCACCAGCACCCAGUUCCACCUGGAGAACCACCUUCCCAUGAUCCAGACCAAUCGUGCCAAUGAGCUACUCCUGCAGAUCUUAAGAUGCCGUUAUCCUAACAUCAUCUCUGGGGUGGAGGACGUGGUCCACCAAUUGCUCACUGCCGACUGCCCUCGCGUGGAACACUUCAUCUACUACCACUUCUACCGGGUUGAUGACAACUGGUGUCUCGAUCAACUGAAGACCUAUCAGUCCAUCCUUGGAAGUAAGGCUGAAUUCCCGUGGAAAGUCGGGAGUGACUUAACGUCGGCCAGGAAGAAGCACCUGGCUUUGUUCCUGGCCAAGAAACAUCUGAAGAAUGUGGAGAUCACCCACGGGAAAACUUUACCCCCGGAAGAAUUUGAGCUGCCCUGGAAGCUCUAGCUAGGCUGGCAGAUGGUGGUUUGAUAGAAGAGUAAGAGAGAGAAAUAAAAGCUAGGAUACAUCAUUGUCUAUUGUUGCUCUGAGAUGUUUGUCUAAGGAUGAAGAGCGUAUGACUCAAAGGUGGACAGGAAAUCAACGUUCUGCUUCUCAAAGAGCUGAGGAAUGGACUGGCUGGGUCCACCCAGGAGAUUUAACCAUGACAGGUAAAGAUCUACUGAUGUCAUGUGCACCAAACCUGGUUAACGAUAAGCUUGGCUGGUUGGGGCGACGGUGGUUUUUGCUUUAUGAUUCAUUAUUUUGUCUAAACUCAGCCAAUGGAGUCACUUCAUAAUCAGGUGAAGCACAUUGAGAAAAUGCAGCUUUAGCACAGCUAAUCCUUGACUUACGACUACAGCUGAGCCCAACAUUUCCCUUGAUAAAUGAGACAGUUGUUAAGAGAGCUCUGCUCCGUAUUGCAACAUUUCUUGCCCCGGUUGUUAAGUGAAUCACUGCACUUUUUCACACAUACAACCGUUGCAGCAUCUCCAUGGUCAGCUGAUCAAAAUUCAAACACUUGGCAACUGGCAUGUACUUAAGAUGGUUGCAGUGUCCCCCGGGGUCACGUGAUCCCCUUCAGACAAGCAAAGUCAAUGGGGAAGCUGGAUUCUCUUCACAAUUGUGUUGCUAACUUAAUAACUGAAGGGAUAACAACUAUGCAAGGAGAAGUGGGGCAAAACUCACAACGACUGUCUCACUUACCAACUGAAAUUUGGGGCUCCGUUGUGGAGCAAAAACGCCCCUGUUGGAAUUUAGGAAUCGUGUGAAAAUACAGGAGCUCUUACGACGCGGUGAUCCUUUCCAUGCUUUGAAACAGACAGAGCCCAUUCGCUUUCUUGAACGUUCUUCAUCUUCCUCAGAACUUUGUGGGACAAAAAACAAAAAAAAACAUCGGUAGCCCCCCAAAUUCCAGCCGCUCUGAGCCUUGAAUUGGUUGCGUUUCCUCCCUCUUCAUUCUUUUUGGGCAAUCUUCCUUUGCCUUGGUGUAAAACUAAUUGGGGAACUUUCCUGCACAACUUAGUGUUGCUCGUCAAUAAAGGAGACUAUUCGUAGCCUGGGAUUGAAAUGAGCGGCCCUUGGUCGCUCUCUGAGCUUGGUGGCUUCCCUGCAGACGUUUCACGAGUCAAACUAGGUAAC